Morus notabilis is the source of this 3645-nucleotide messenger RNA. RefSeq lists its product as uncharacterized. Lineage: Eukaryota; Viridiplantae; Streptophyta; Magnoliopsida; Rosales; Moraceae. Gene Ontology annotation, biological process: negative regulation of DNA-templated transcription. The record is from RefSeq and is a predicted model, not a curated record. The coding region runs from base 1 to 3645 and encodes 1214 amino acids. The transcript has 14 exons. Gene Ontology annotation, molecular function: acyltransferase activity, transferring groups other than amino-acyl groups; transcription corepressor activity.
AUGGAAGGUGAUUUGAAGUAUAACGUUCGAACAUUUGCGGCGAGAUUUGGUGCUAAAAAUAUGACACUUCUUAGUAUGGGAAUUUUGCUGGUAAAUUAUAUUGGUGCUAUAUUGGUUGCCAUUUACAUGCCUCAGGUUAGAAAGAUGGACAAAGCAAAUUAUGUAAAGGAAGCAAUGGCGGUGGAGGACUCUGAAGAACCAGACACUUCAAUGGAGAAGAGAACCAGAAAAAGAAAACGCUCCAGAAGAAAGCUCAUUGACAACGAAAGAGUUGAGGUGAGAAGCGAGGAAGAAGGGUUUGAUGGGUCGUGGCACUCCGGCAUUGUCAUUGCAUGCCACGAUAAAGGGCACCGUCAUGUCCAGUACGAUCACCUUCUCGCCGAGGGCGGGUCCGGAAACCUAGUCGUCGUCGUUAGAGUGUCGGCGACUCUCGACGGCAUCGUUUCAGGCAAUCGGAGCUACUCCUCGCACGGCCACCGCGGAAACAUAAGGCCGUCACCGCCGCCGGCGAAUUGGUUGCAGAAUUGGGGGCUUUCCUACGGUAUGUGCGUGGAUGCGUUGUACAAGGACGCGUGGUGGGAGGGUGUGAUCUUCGAUCACGACGACGGGUCGCCGGAGAGGAUGAUUUUCUUCCCGGAUUUGGGCGAUGAGAUGAGGUUGGGAAUUGAGAAGUUGAGGAUCACUCAGGAUUGGGAUGAGCUGACUGAGAAUUGGACUCGGCGUGGGAUGUGGGUGUUGCUUGAGUCCAUUGACGAAUUCGAGAAAAAUUGUCUCCUUCCUGUCUCUGUUAAGCAACUGUGGUAUGAUAUGAGGGAAAAGAAGAGUUUUAAGAAGGUGAAGGACUGGACUUGUAAGGAAAAUCAUUUGUGGGAGAGGAUGGUUUUAGAGGUUGUUGAUGAGUACUUGAGAUUUUCAGCGAAAGAACUGUCUCGGAGAUUAGAUGAAAUCCAGGAAGAAUUGAUUGAUUCUGAUGAUUUUGUACUUGUUGAUGAAACAGGGAAUAGGGAUAUGGUGAUUGAUCAUGGGACUAUUGAGAAAGAUGCUUUGGAAUCAGCUCGGCCCAGUUUGGACGUUCAUAUUGAUUAUGAAGCAGAAAUGAUCAAUUCUAAAGCUGUUGUACUCUUUGACAAUGAGAUGGGAAGUGGAAGAGUGAGUGAUAAUGGAGUGAUUGCGAAGAAUGUAGGCGAAUUUAGUGGUGGAAUUACUGAUGAAUCACUUGCCAUCAGUCAAAGUGAUGCUUUUCUGGAACCUGGUAUGGAUCAAUUAGCUUCUGUAGUGAACUGCGAUGCAUCAACUGUGAAUCUGUUGUCCGACUCAACCGUAUCUCACCACAAAGAUGAUCCGAAAAGAUUGAUUGCGUUGUCUACCAUGUCUCUACCUCUUGAACAACCACAACAGAGUCAAAAUCCUGAUUGUUGUCCUCGGACUGCGGUGUUCCCUUCUUUGACUGAAGACGCCAAUCCUGACCAUUUCUCUCACCCAGUUAUGGUUUAUUUGUGGCAUGCACGUGAAAAAGGUUGCAAAAAAUUACCAGACAUGAGAUCAGAAGCAAAAAAGCAACUCUGUGCUGCGGGAUGGGAAAUCAGAGUGAAUCAUUACCCGAGAUGUAGACGAAAGAUGGUGCAGUAUAAGUCAUCAACAGGAAAUACCUAUGGGUCCAUUAUGGCUGCUUGCAAAGGUUAUUUGAAAGAAGAAAGGUACAAGAGUCCUGUUUCUUCAUAUGGACGUGCCAAAUGCAUUAAUUUUGGUGGAGAAACUGAGGUCUUUUCUACUAGCAAUAUGUUAUCAUUCACGGGAAAUGACUUGCACUUUCAGGAAGAUAUGGUUCAGCCAGACACUCUGUGCAAAAAGUUAUCCAGAGAGUCUUCUAGUGUUGCAAAGUCGAGUAAAUUUACUGAGUUUGAAAAAGUAAAGGUCCAAGGGGUCAGAAGAAAACGAAAAAAGAGAAAUGGUAAUUUACUAAAUGAUGCAGAUCGUGUAUUUCAAACACAGAUCAACUUACAUGAAAGAAGAUGUAGGUUGAGAAAUGGUUCAAAGAAAGAUGGAAAACCAAGUCACCCAAAGAAUCAAAAUUCCUCUCUCCUGAAGGUAAAGAAAAGGAAGAAGUCACAGGCAUUCAUCAGCUCAAGAUAUGGUAAGGAUCAUACUCGUCCAAAGCGUGUAUUAAGGUCAAGCAAACUUGUGCAAGAAGUGGUUAUUCCGGAUUCGUCUCACCACAAUCCGCGGAGUAUACUUUCUUGGUUGAUAGACAACAACAAAGUGUUACCAAGAGCGAAAGUACAUUAUCGUAUUGGAAAGGACCCAUCUUCUAAAGAAGGGAGAAUAACUCGUUAUGGGAUCAAGUGCGGCUGCUGUCGGAAGGUGUUUGGUCUUAGUAGCUUUGAAGUUCAUGCCGGUAGCAGUUGCCGUACACUUUCUGCUAAUAUAGUUUUGGAAGGUGACGUUCCAAAGUCUCUCUUAGAAUGCCAGAGGGAAAUUAUAUGCGAAAGUAAGAUGCAAAGCUUGACAACAGAAUCAUGUGAGGCAGUGAAGAGCAAUUGGUGCCGAGGUGAGAAUGACUACAUUUGUUCUGUGUGCCACUAUGGCGGCGAAUUGCUGCUAUGCGAUCAAUGUCCAUCAUCAUUUCACAAGAGUUGUCUCGGUCUAGAGGAUAUUCCAGAUGGAGACUGGUUCUGCCCUUGUUGCUGCUGUGGGAUUUGUGGUGAGAACAAAUUUCAGGAGGAGGAGCAAACUAAGGAGGGAAGUGUUCUCACCUGCAGUCAAUGCGAGCGUAAUUAUCAUGUCGGGUGCUUCAGGAAUAGACUGCCAUCUCAACUGGAAAGUCAUCCCAUGAAAAAAUGGUUUUGCACUGAAAUGUGUGAAAAGAUUUUUUUCAACCUUCAAGAGCUUCUUGGAAAAUCGAUCACCGUCGGUGAGGAGUUUGGGGAAAAGCUAACUUGGUCGUUACUGAAGUCCCCGAAGGCUGAUAGUAGCUGUGCUAACUCUAAUGAUAUUGAUGCGUGGAUGAAAUUGAGCGAGCUAAAUGUUGCUCUUGGUGUGAUGCACGAGUGUUUUGAGCCGGUUAAGGAGUCUCGUACAAACCGAGAUCUCAUGGAAGAUAUUUUAUUCAAUAGAAGGUCAGAUCUUAAACGUCUGGACUUCCAAGGAUUCUAUACAGUACUCUUAUCAAGACACGAUGAACUGAUUUCUGUUGCUACUGUGAGGGUCUAUGGACAGAAGGUGGCAGAAGUUCCUCUUGUUGGUACACGACUUCAAUACCGUCGACGUGGAAUGUGUCGCAUAUUGAUGAAUGAACUUGAAAAGACGCUUAUGGGAUUAGGAGUUGAGAGGUUGAUUUUGCCUGCCAUUCCUAGCGUGCUAAACACAUGGACUACUUCAUUUGGGUUUUCACAAAUGACUGCUUCUGAGAGGUUACAGUUUUUGGAUUAUACUUUCCUGGAUUUCCAGGAUACUAUCAUGUGCCAGAAACGAUUGAAAGUCCCUUCAGCUGAGUUAAUAAGCCCAUUCAGAGGGCCUAAGUUUCAUGAUGACGUCUGUGAAGAUGGAGAUAGCCCUGAUUUUGAUAGAUCUAGUGCCGCCUCUGAAGUAUAUCAAGCAGACCAAAUCGAAGAUGGUCGAGUCACAGACCAAGUACAACUGGGGUGA